Cryptococcus deneoformans JEC21 is the source of this 1755-nucleotide messenger RNA. RefSeq names its product cytoplasm protein, putative. The coding region runs from base 63 to 1706 and encodes 547 amino acids. Gene Ontology annotation, biological process: protein modification process. The transcript is spliced from 7 exons. NCBI's taxonomy places the organism in Eukaryota, Fungi, Basidiomycota, Tremellomycetes, Tremellales, Cryptococcaceae. The record is from RefSeq and is a predicted model, not a curated record. Gene Ontology annotation, cellular component: P-body.
CUUUUUAAAUUUACAUCUUGUACACUUUCGGUACAUCAGUAGCGCACUCAGGCCUUUCCAAGAUGUCAUCUACCAAUCAAAAACCUCUAUCAGCAUUCGUCUCCUUCCCAUCGCCAUACACUCAGUCACUCUUGGUUCAAGCGCUGGUCUCCACUCUUCCUGCUUUGUCGCUUUCUCUGGUGCAGUUCCCCGAAGAUCAGCCUCCAGCUUUACAAUGGGCCGAUUAUGACCUCAUGUCAUUCGACAUCCCUCACAAAAGCCCUUCCAAGUAUCUCAUCUCCUCAUACAUAUAUCGCAAAGCCCUUACCCGAAAACAUCAACUUCACAACACCAUCAUCGCAUACCUCGCAAAAUGCUCUCACCGAAAGAUUCCUUCCAUCCUCUCCCCUUUACCGGAAGGGCCUGUUGGAAAUGGGGAUGGGACAGAUGUGCUAGGUGGAGGUGCGCCGAAAGGAUGGAUAGUGGAUUUGCAAUUCGCGGAUGAGCUGGAUGAGGCGUUAAUGGAUGAUUUGUAUGAACUUGAAGCGGGGAUGAGGGAGAAUGAGGGGAAAGAAGAGGGAGAGAGGAGAUGGUGGAUUUUGAAGCCUGGAUUUGCCGACAGAGCGCAGGGAAUUAGGAUGUUUUCCACUGAAGAGGAACUACGAGCAAUCUUUGAAGAGUUCGAGCCGUCAUCUUCGGACGAGGAGGAUGACGAUGAAGACAAAGAAGAAGAAGAUGAUGAGCAAGAAAGCGAAGAGGCCCGGCAGAUGGCCAAAGGCGGGGUGGACGGAAUGAUAGACAUGUUAGCGAAAAAGGCUGUCGAGCUUGGCUUCAGCGGAGAAGAUGAUCAAGACUCGAAUGAAAAAGAGGAUGAGGAUGGAGAGGGAGGUACGGGUGUCAUGACUUCCCAGCUGCGACACUUUGUCAUCCAAGAAUACAUCCCUAAGCCCAUCCUUUUUGACAUUUUCAAUAUACCUGAAGAACCAUCGUCAUCGUUAGAAGGUUACAAAUUCCAUCUCCGAGCGUACGUCCUCAUCACCGGCGCGUAUACUGUCCACCUUGCUCGGACCAUGCUAGCCCUUUUCUCCGGAUCACCUUAUACCCCGCCCAAACCAACGGAAGAUGGCCAGUUGGACCUCAGACCGCAUUUGACCAACACAUGUCUCCAGACGGAUGCGUACGGCGCUCCUACUCCUCCUGAGGAGCUCGUCAAGCUUUUCUGGGAACUGGAGGGUAUUUCUGCCUUGAACUGUUCAUCCUCACCAUCAUCCGAUGGCAAGUAUUCUUAUAUACCACGAGGAGAGGUCACGAAGGAAUGGUUGGACAAAACAUUUGCAAAGGUCGGAGAUGUUGUAGCCGAGACUGUCAAGGCUGGUGCUGAAUGCGGAAGCUUUGGGUUGCAAUUCAUGCCCAAUGCCUUUGAGAUCUUUGGUGUCGAUCUUAUCCUUUCUUUCCCGCCAUCAUCGUCCAAGUCCACGUCUUUGCCUAUACCAACGGUUACUCUUCUCGAAUUCAACGCUUCUCCCGACUUCCACCAAAGCGGUGACCGUCUCCGAUCCGAAUUGCUUCAUAUGUUUAAGGGUGUUAUCCGUCUAAGUGUGGCACCGUUUUUCGGUCUUGAGACUGCUGAGGACGAUGAGAAGAACGAAGAAGAGAUGCAACUUGGAGAGGACCGAUGGGGAUGGCGACUGGUCGGAAAGGGAGAGGUUAGAGGGUCAGAGUGGUAAUAUGAGUAGAUCUAGACUUUGGCGGGGCAUUUUGUACCAUAGAUGCAAC